Paramecium octaurelia is the source of this 685-nucleotide messenger RNA. The record is from the annotation of a GenBank genome assembly. Lineage: Eukaryota; Ciliophora; Oligohymenophorea; Peniculida; Parameciidae.
AUUUCAAAAUAACACAUGAAAUCAGGCAGCUCAUGGUUAAAUGCUGUAUAAUUGAAUCCACUUGACUUUGCUGAAAUCGAUUACUUGGAUCCCGCUUUAAAGGAUGGACACAAAGUCCUAUAUGAUCGCAUUUUAAACAUCAAUAUUCGAUUCUAAGAUCGGUUCUCAGAAGUCUAGGAACUUAGUUAACCAGAACCUAUCCGUCUACGAGUCCUAUAACUAGUAACGAUAUUGUUUAAUUAAGGGGAAUUGAUAGUAAUCCAUAAUCAAUUAAAAUUGAAAUUAGUUCAGAGAAGGAUUUGUUCUUUUUAUUUCAUCACGAAGCCACAGUUAAUGGUUUCACUCAAAUUAAAGCAUUACAGAACUUGCAAAUGCCUUUUAAGGAUUAUGCUCAAAUUACAAUAGCUACUUUAAAUAAGGUCGAAUAAAAUUAUAAUGGGUAUUAGUAUGAUCUAGAUGUCUUUAGAUAUGGAGCCAUUUUCUAAGUUAUGUUGGAUGGGUCAGCCAGAUUAGAAAUUAAUUAGACAACAGAAUUCAGAAGUGUGCACAUGAUUCACUUCGACUUUCAUUAAGUUGAGGAGUCCUUCCUUAGGUAAACCAUUGUAUUCAAAUACAAUCAACAACGAAAAGAAAUCAAGUAUCUUACUCAAUCACUAAACGAAUGCCGAAUGAGGGCCACUGGAAC